This is a messenger RNA of Staurois parvus, 1528 nucleotides long. The record is from the annotation of a GenBank genome assembly. Lineage: Eukaryota; Metazoa; Chordata; Amphibia; Anura; Ranidae.
AUGGGUAUCUCUGGUAAAUACAUACCUGCCUCCACAGAGGAGCCAGCUCCCAAUGGGAAAAAUGAAUCCCCACUGGACAAUAGUUCUCAGGAAUCCAUGAAACUCAAGAAGGAAAUCUCCUUGCUGAAUGGAGUUUGCCUGAUUGUGGGCAACAUGAUUGGCUCUGGGAUCUUUGUGUCGCCCAAGGGUGUCCUUAUGUAUAGUGCUUCCUAUGGCCUUUCGUUAGUCAUCUGGGCAAUUGGAGGAGUGUUUUCAAUAUUCGGUGCUUUAUGUUAUGCUGAACUAGGUACAACUAUUACCAAAUCAGGAGCAAGCUAUGCCUAUAUUCUUGAGGCCUUCGGUGGCUUUAGCCUUCAUCAGACUAUGGACAUCCCUCCUCAUUAUUGAGCCUACUAGUCAAGCUGUCAUUGCCAUCACAUUUUCCAACUACAUGGUACAGCCCAUCUUCCCAUCCUGUCAAUCACCGUACUCUGCUAAUAGGCUCAUCGCAGCAGUGUGUAUUGCACUUCUGACCUUUGUGAAUUGUGCCUAUGUUAAAUGGGGCACCCGUGUCCAGGAUGUGUUCACUUAUGCCAAAGUCCUGGCUCUGAUUGCAGUGAUCAUCGCAGGAAUUGUAAAGCUUGCUCAAGGUCGUACAGAGAACUUUGAUGAUACUUUCGCUGGUUCCUCCUAUGAUGUUGGGCAUAUUGCUCUUGCUCUGUAUUCAGCCCUCUUCUCUUACUCGGGUUGGGACACACUGAACUUUGUCACUGAAGAAAUAAAGAACCCAGAGAGAAAUUUACCCUUGGCCAUUGGGAUCUCUAUGCCUAUUGUGACUGUGAUUUACCUGCUGACCAAUGUGGCCUAUUACACAGUGCUGGAUAUGCACUCCAUUCUGGAAAGUGAUGCUGUGGCUGUGACAUUCGCUGAUCAGAUAUUUGGAAUAUUUAACUGGACGAUCCCACUUGCCGUGGCUCUGUCAUGCUUCGGAGGACUGAACGCUUCUAUUCUUGCUGCUUCCAGGCUGUUUUUUGUUGGAUCCCGAGAAGGACACCUUCCUGACGCUCUCAGUAUGAUCCACGUAGAGCGAUUCACACCCAUCCCUGCCUUGCUGUUUAAUGGAGCAAUGGCUCUGGUGUACCUGUGUGUUGAGGACAUCUUCCAGCUCAUCAAUUAUUACAGCUUCAGCUACUGGUUAUUUGUGGGUCUCUCUAUCGCAGGACAACUGUAUUUGCGCUGGAAGGAGCCAGACAGACCUCGACCACUCAAGCUCAGUCUGGUAUUUCCGGUGAUAUUUUGUCUUUGCACUGUGUUCCUGGUGGCCGUGCCCCUGUAUAGUGACCUAAUCAACUCUCUGAUUGGAAUAGCCAUAGCCCUUUCUGGAGUUCCAGUCUAUUUCCUAAUUGUACGGGUCCCCGAACACAAGAAACCAAACUGCUUAAGGCGUGUAGCAGCCGCGGUCACUCGGUAUACUCAGAUUUUGUGCUUCUCUGUCAUCACUGAGAUGGAUUUGGAGGAAGAAGAAAAACUGGCUCCAAAGUCUGAAUGA